UGUGAUUAAUGACAUUCAAGCUGUGAAGGUGUCUCAGUGCAGAGCCAGCCUCCCCGUUGUAUCCUCCUCCUCCUCUCGCAGUCACUUCUCUCCAUCUGUUUUGAUGCAGCUCAUAACAGAUCGUCACAUUAUCCUCCCUCCGUCUUGAAACCGCAGCAGCCUUGGGAUUAAACCCAGCACCACACUCCUCUCAGUGCUGCACCUGGGAGGCAGCUGUACACAGCGCGUUACCUGACUGGACAUUUGAAACAAACCCUCGGAGCCCAUUCUUCGUCUUCUUAGGUGCUCACUGGAAACACUUAGGUUAGGUUUUGAUUCAGCAGGAGCCUCUGCUCUGCUGCUUCAGCUCCUCCAGCUGCUGCGAGGAACUUUACGAGGAGCCAAGGUGCUUUUGCUCCUUUGAUUUCUCACCUGGAUGCUGAGGAGAUCAACAGGAUGGACCUCACCUACAUUUGUCUCCUCUUCACGGCUCUAAUGUUGAUCCAGCACAGCGAAGCCCUCUCUGUUUCGAGCUCUGUGCUGGAGGAUGGCCCCCCAGUGCAGCUCCCCCAUAUGGCUCACCGGCGAGAGAAACGCUGCUCCUGCGAGAACCAGAAAGACAAAGAGUGCAUUUUUUUCUGUCACAUUGGCAUCGUCUGGAUCAACACCCCAAGCCAGCUGGUGCCUUACGGGUUCGGAUCGGUGCGAGUGAGGAGGGAGUUGAGCCGCUGCCGCUGCACGGAUUCAGAGGAUGCUGAGUGCAUGAAGUUCUGCAGCGUCCAGGAGAAACCAAGAGCUGAGAACGCUCCUGUGAAGAGGAAGAAGGACAAACAGCUGAGAGGAUACAAGACUGCAUUCUGGGAAAAGAGGAGCAGACCUGCACUCAGACAGACCUGAGGAAGAGGAGGCCAACCAGUGACACCAGCCCCUCUGGAUGAAAGUCCUUGAUUUAUGAAUGAGAACAAAUGGACUCGGCAUGGACAUGUACAGUGUGUGUUUGUGUAAAUGUAACGACAGUGAAGCAUUAGGACAGGAGUGCUGAUCACUUACAAGCUCAUCUUUCUAACAUUUAGCUGGCAUCCUGCCCUGCUCAGAUUCUUUAGAGCUGAGGGAGUUGACUUUUCUGUUACCUGAUGAUUACAGCUUAUUUAUAGCACAGAAAGAUGGAGCACAUCUCCAUCCAGGCUGGACCAGAAACCGCUCCAGACCGGCCAGUGUGUGUAAACCUCACAUCUCUGAAAUCGUCCAAAGUUUAGAGUUUUUCCAAAUGAGUUUCAAAUAUGUCGUCCACAGAAGCUACAUAGGGUUGCUACCUCUGUGAAGGAGGUUAUGGGUCAUCUAAAGUAGAUUCAUUUGGUUGGUUUUUUUAACAGUCAAAUACGAUCAUAAAAUCUCACGAGGGUUUCAGGCUGGGUCGAUCUGAGAAAACGAUGAAGCAAAACCCCGAGGCCAGCAGAAGAGAUAACUUCAAUUUCAGGUCAUUUAACACAAUGAAAUCACGUCAGAACAAAGUCGUCAUUUCAUUCGAUCAAACUGAACUAAGUGGUGAAUUUUUAUUAUUUAGAGAAAGACUUGACGAGCACAACAAAUCUGAUCAACCGUGAGUGUGCCGACCUCAGCAAUCCACGACGCAAAAAAUGAGUUCAUGAGCUUGUUUCCAUGGAUACAAAGGUGAUAAAUUCUAAACUACUUGCAGUUACUCGUACAACCACAAGACGUCUGUGUUAGCAGUUCCUGUUUUUGCAGCUUUCAGCUUGAACAAUAGCUGUGGAUUAAAAGCUUUCAGACAAAAACACCAUAUUCACAGUGUUAUGACUCUGAGUUACAGCUUCAGUGGUUUAAUCAAAAAGUCAAAUGUUUUAAUCUGUAUAAACUUUAUUUAAUCUACAAAUUUUUAAUCUAAAAAUAUAAAGACUCAGAUAUAAAAUUACAAUUUUAUUCUUGAAAUAUGUCAGAACUUCAGCAAAACAGUAAAAUGCUUUGACUCUUCUUGUAAAAAUGCUAACUUAUUCUUAAAUAUGUCACAACUUAGCAUCACUUUAUAAUAUUCAGACUUUUAUCUUAAAACAAAGCAGCAUAUUUUAACUUUAAUCCUGAGCUCCUGGAUUUGUCUGAGUCUUCCUCGUGGCCUUGUGUUGUUCUCGGAGUUUCUCUCUGAUUACGAAUGAGCUGUUAUGAACAUCAUGAAGUGUAAAAUGUGAAGUGUUUUCAUGUAUUAUUAUAAUUUUAGUUCAGCACACAGAGUGGCCAGUUUGUUCUAACAGGAAACGAUGUGUCUGACUUUGAAGCUUUGAACUUCAGCUGUAGAGUCUGCUUUCUAAUCAGUUAAAUAUGCGAACAGCUCUGUUUUUCUUUUUUUGUAAUGUGGUUAUAAAGUAUAAAAUGAACAGUUUUUCAUUAAUAUUUUGGAGUUGUGAGAUUUUGGUAUAGAGUGAGGUCACUGCCGUGCUCUAUCAGGUAAUAAAAGUGAAGCUGAGCAGGUGCGAAAACAAUGAUAGACUGUUCAGAUUACAAACAUUAUUAUUAUAUAUUUAUUAUUAACAUUCUGUACAUUCACCUUUAUUUUAAAGGUGAAUGUACAGAAUGAGAAACAUGAUUAUUUCCACGUUUGCAGCAAGGCCAACUGUGAAAGCAAAAAAAUAAAUAAAUAAAUGAAAUCUGUGUACGUGGAGGAUGUGGGACAGAUUCAGUCCUCUAAAUGGAAGUCACCACCAUUUCCAUUCAACUGAGUGUCUGUGUUCUUGUGUUACUCUAUUUUUUCUUAAAAUAGAGCAAAGGUCAUCAUACUACAGGUCUAACAAACUAACGUUGGGAGUUUGACUCAUUGACUUGCACCGUUGUUCUUCACUGUGGGGAUUCAGGCUGGGCAGGUGUUCUGGUCGACCCACAGAGAUUCAGAUAUGAAUAUAAUCUGCCAACAUCUUUUACUUCACUCCCAUUUUUGUGGUUGGUCGUGGCAGCUGCACCCCAAAUGAAAUCACCACAGCCUUUUUGGGUGAGGGAAUGAUGCAGCCUGGUUCUCCCAGAGGUCACUUCCUGUUUAAGGAAGUUUCUUCUCUCCACUCUCAGAAAGUGCUGCUCACUGUUGGCUCUCUCUGAGGCUGCAAUGCCUGUGAUUUUAAAAUACAAAAACAGUAGAUACUUCAUGGUACCUACACUUAUCAAGUAUUUGAAAAUUCAUGGCAGUAGAUACUCAGUACAUAGAAACAUGCAUAUUGUAACAUAUUGUAGUGAUAUUGCACAGUGGUGGACUCACUCGAGUUGAAAUGUUAGAGUUUUCGAUAUGGAUGCCUGAAUGUGAAUAAUAACAUAUAUCUUUAUACUUUUGUAGACUCUCUUUGUCCUUUAUUUCAUGUGAUUGCAUGAAACCACACUGCAGUACUUAUUCCUCCAUCAUGUUAAAGAAAACCUGAGAAGUGAUGCAAACACAUUUGGCUGUAAAAGAGAAAUGUUUACCCUUUAUGAUGCUCUUCUAUACACAUGAAGAACAAUGAAUAAUCAUUUAAACACACAUGUCUCUGUAAGCUGCAGCUGUGUAUGACAGGCAGUGACCUGUCAUACACCUGAGGACCUGUGAGUUCAGCUAAUGGUCAGGUUUGUCAGGCGUUGUGUGGAGGCGAGGAAGAAGGAACCCAAACGCAGGACUCGCAGGUAGGUGAAGACUGGUGAAGGUUUAUUAUAAGGAGUGGGUGAACAGAACAGACGUAGAAAAUGGCUGGCUGGCUGGACGACUGACUGAAAGAAGGGAUCUCAAAA
Molecule: messenger RNA, 3735 nt
Organism: Haplochromis burtoni (Burton's mouthbrooder)
Lineage: Eukaryota; Metazoa; Chordata; Actinopteri; Cichliformes; Cichlidae
Exons: 4
Coding region: 436-876 (146 amino acids)
Biological process (GO): regulation of vasoconstriction; regulation of systemic arterial blood pressure by endothelin; intracellular calcium ion homeostasis
Cellular component (GO): extracellular region
Molecular function (GO): hormone activity; endothelin B receptor binding
Source: RefSeq, a predicted model, not a curated record